Lytechinus pictus (painted urchin) is the source of this 8851-nucleotide messenger RNA. Its product is annotated as protein O-mannosyl-transferase 2-like. The record is from RefSeq and is a predicted model, not a curated record. The coding region runs from base 1669 to 3633 and encodes 654 amino acids. Gene Ontology annotation, biological process: protein O-linked glycosylation via mannose. Gene Ontology annotation, molecular function: dolichyl-phosphate-mannose-protein mannosyltransferase activity. NCBI's taxonomy places the organism in Eukaryota, Metazoa, Echinodermata, Echinoidea, Temnopleuroida, Toxopneustidae. The transcript is spliced from 18 exons. Gene Ontology annotation, cellular component: endoplasmic reticulum; membrane.
UACAUCAUCGUGUUCUCCUUAUUUUCUCCUUUAAUUUGAUAUAUGAUUCUCCAUUUUUACGAUUUUCAAUAUAGUUCUACUUUAAUACAUAGAGUAGAUUUCACUGAGCAAAAUGCCAAAAAUUUCAUCAAAAUCGGAUAAGAAAUAAUAAAGUUAUUGAAGUUUAAAGUUAAGCAAUAUUUUUCUGAAAACGGUCGUCAUGAAUAUUCAUUAGGUGGGCUGAUGAUGUCACAUCUCCACAUUCAGUUUUCUUAUGUUAUUACAUAAAAUCAUAUUUUUUUCAUUAUUUCAUAGUUGUGUGAAUAAUAUGUACCCUUAUAAUGAAAUAAGGUGCAGCAAUAGAUAUCUAAUGCACUAAAUCAGUUGUCAAUCCAAUUUUUCUAGUUCUUGGAGGAAAAAAUUGAAUAAACCUAAUUUCAUAAAAUAAAAUACAAAAGAACAAGAGGGGAUGUGACAUCAUCAGCUCACCUAAUGAAUAUUCAUGGCGACUGUUUUCACAAAAUAUUGCUAAACUUUGAAAUUCAAUAACUUUGUUAUUUGUUAUCCAAUUUUGAUGAAAUUUUCAGCAUUGUGCUCAGUGAAUUCUACUCUAUUUAUUAAGCUAUAAAUACUUUCAGCCCGGACCAUCCCUUUAAAUAUGCUAAUUUAUUCAUAUAUUUUCAAAACUCACAAAAAAUACUUAUUUAUUUGUUGAUUGAUUUUGAUUAUUUUUGUUCUAUCUGAGAGCUACAUGAGGUUCACCAAGGUUCUACACAGAGUUUAGAAAUUUUGACUAGAAAAUUAUUUAUGCUUAAUUUAUAUGAAAUUUAUUCAUAGAUCACAAAAAAUGCUUGUAUGUAAUUUCUUCAUCAAUUUCAAUUCUAUAUCCUCAAUUAAUGUCACCACUAUAAUUCACUACAGUGUCAACUGGGCUGAAAUUAAAAUUGUGUUAAAUUUCGUUGCGAGAUGCCGGAUGAGCUCCACAUCAUUGAUGUGCUAGUUUAAAAUCGGGCACAGUCUUGUUCAGCAUCGAAAAAAACAAUUUGUUUUCUAAAAUAAUAAUAAUAGAAUUCAAAACAGCAUCAUUUCGCUUUUCUUUGUAUUCAAACAAUAUAUUUUGUGGAGUAAACUUGAUAGUAAACAUAGGAGAUGAUAUCCAUGACUCUACUGUACUUUACUCCAAAUAUUUCUACUGAAAAUACAAAAGCGAAGAAAGUGUUCAAUUGUUUUUCCUUUACAGUAUUACAAAAUGUACAGCACUCAGUACUGGUGAUCUUCAGUUUAAAUAGUAUAUUAAAAACCACAAUUCUAUUGAAAAAUUUGUAUUGGAAAUAUUUUAGCCUAUUGUCCAUUGUGAAUCUGAAAUCAUCCUAUUAAAAUCAGGUAUUCGAGCAGAGAGAGAUAAUUUUAAGAAUAAACCAUGGCAAAACAUAUGAUUUCCUUUCAUUUUCCAUCUGCCAUGCAUCUUGUGCUUUACAACAAUUCAAUGUCACAAAUUAUAACUAACAAAUGAAUUCAACUACGUGUAUUACAAUGGUGAUAGAAAUCUUGGCUGCUCACAAUGAAAAUGUGUUACUACUAUCACAAUACAACAUGUCACGUAGUGUGGUCAAAGACUAAAUAAUCUAUGAGAUAAGUAAUGUAGGUGUUUAAUCUAAUUCCAGCUGGGAUGAAACUCAUUUUGGCAAGAUGGGGAGCUACUACAUCAAUCGCACAUUCUUCUUUGAUGUGCAUCCACCGCUGGGUAAGAUGUUGAUAGGCCUUGCUGGCUAUGUGUCUGGAUACAAUGGCUCCUUCCCAUUUGAUAAACCUGGAGACAAGUAUGGUGACACUGAAUACUAUGGCAUGAGAGCUUUUUGUACCACCUUGGGAUCACUGAUCAUCCCUCUGACCUACCUCACAGUGGAAGAAAUGACCAAGUCAAUUCCUGCAGCAGUAGUUGCAUCCUCACUCAUUCUUUUUGACUGUGGAUGCCUGACCCUGUCUCAGUACAUCCUCCUGGAUCCAAUCUUAAUGGUGUUUAUCAGUGCUUCAGUCUUCUCUCUUGUCAAGUUCAGAUCCUGUCACUCCAGUCCUUUCAGCCCAAGCUGGUGGGCUUGGAUGUCUGUGACAGGAGUGUUCCUGGCAUGUACUUUCAGUGUAAAAUGGGUUGGAUUGUUUGUGAUCCUCCUUGCUGGUGUGUCUACAGCUCAGGACCUUUGGAAUCUUCUUGGUGACUUGAGUCUUACAAAGAUGACACUGUUUUACCAUCUCUUGGCGAGAGUAUUGUGUUUGAUAUGUUUGCCAGCCAUCGUCUACUCAGCGUUCUUUGCAAUCCACUUCAAAGUCUUAAAUCAAAGUGGGAAUGGAGAUGGUUUCUACAGCUCAGCAUUCCAAGCCAAGCUCAUAGGAAACAAACUUCAUAAUGCAGCUUUGCCGGAAGCCAUUGCCUAUGGAUCUUUGAUCACAUUGAAGAAUCAUCGAUCAGGAGGAGGACUACUUCACUCUCAUCAUCAUCUCUAUCCUGAAGGCUUUGGUGCUGUGCAACAACAGGUAACUGCAUAUACUCACAAGGAUAUGAACAAUGAAUGGCUGGUGAAAAAGUUUAAUGUCAACCCUGACCCAAAUGAUACAUCAGUACAGUAUGUCAAACAUGGCGAUCUCGUAAGACUGGAGCAUACUGCAACUAAAAGAAAUCUUCAUAGUCAUCCGCUACCGGCUCCAUUGUCCAGUCGGCACCAUCAGGUUACUUGCUAUGGAGAGAAUGGUACAGGCGAUGUGAAUGAUGUAUGGAGAGUCGAGAUUGUAGGAGGUAAAGAAGGAGACCUUGUUAAAGUUGUCAAAACCAAACUCAAACUGAUUCAUCAACUCAUUGGAUGUGCCUUAUUUUCACACUCAAAGACACUUCCCAAAUGGGGUUGGGAACAGCUGGAAGUCACAUGCAACCCUUACACAAGAGAUGUGAGAACUUUAUGGAAUGUAGAAGAUCACACCAAUACGAAACUUCCCAAUGUGAAUAUAAGCCUGUUUGUGCCAUCAUUUCUGGAAACUUUCAUUGAAGCUCACUUGGUCAUGGCCUCUGGUAACAACAACCUCAAACCUAAAGAGGGUGAGCUGACAUCACAACCCUGGCAAUGGCCCAUUAACUAUAGGGGGCAGCGUUUUUCUGGUGCUAAUGAUACUGAGUACAGAGUGUAUCUCCUUGGCAAUCCCAUUAUUUGGUGGGGGAACUUAGUUGUACUAGCCCUCUUCUGUCUGGCAGCAUUGGUUUGGCUCUUCUUGAUGCAGAGGGGAUUUGAGCUCUCUAAACAGAUGCAAGACUCUGCAUCUAAUGUCUAUCCAUCAUGUGGUUGGCUGUUUCUUGGCUGGGCACUUCACUACUUACCAUUCUACUUAAUGGGUAGAGUCCUUUACUUUCAUCAUUACUUCCCUGCGAUGCUUUUCAGUAGUAUGAUCACUGGGAUCUUUGUGGAUCAUGUGCUGAAGGUUCUAGAACUGAAGCUAGGAGGUCGUUUUCCUCACAUUCAUCAGAGUGGUGUAGUCAUAAUCCUGGCUAUAAUCAUUCACAGUUUCUACCUGUUCCAUCCUCUCUCCUAUGGAAUGAUUGGACCAGUGGCAGACAAACCAGGAAGCCCAAUGUCUGGACUCCUCUGGCUCUCUUCAUGGGAGUUCUAAUAUAGGGUUCUGUAACACAAAGAUCUGCAAUCAAUUGCAAAAUGGUAGUGAAUGAUUAUGAUCAUUGCAAUGAGAACCAUUGAUUGAAAUUUGCAAUUGAUUGUGAAUCUUUGUGGUAUGGCCUUGUGAUGUGACUACUUCAUCUUCAUUCGAUCAGUACUAUUGACCUCUUGUAUCGUGAAUAUGGACCCGGUUUCACUAGAUUUGUUAUUACUGAUCACUACUCUGAUAUAGAAAACAUAUGCAAGCCAAUCAACACUGCUGCUGGUAAAAACAAAAUCUAGUUCAGAUUCAAAUUAAUUUAUUUUCAAUAUUUGUGAAUCUUGAAUCAUUUUGAGUGAAUUUCGUGUAUUUAAAAUCGAUCAUGAACACAAAUGCCAAGUUUUGUGAAACUGGAUUCAGAAUGUUCAAGAGUGUAACCUAAAAGAUAUGAUGCUGCAUAUUUUUGUUAUUACGCAAUUCUUGUUGAAUAUUUAUGGAGUAGUGCCAAGCUUGCAUCAUUUAGAGUAAAUCUUUAUUGUGUCUUACUCAAGGCAUGUAUUGAUACAAAUACUAACUGGAAGGAAUAUGCAAAUGAUGUACUUGGAAAAACACUCUGAGAGGGAGAUGGUCGGGGGUGGUGCUAGAUGAUUGUGAUGUUAUUUGAUCAUGUUAAUGAUAACAAAUCUGUGUUUUAGAUGUGAUACUUUGCCAUCAUAAUCUAUUAUUUGAUUGUAAAUCAAGACUGCUUUUAUCAACAAGGAUUUAUUUACUUUGGUAGACUUGGUAGAUUUUUGAACUUUCAGUUAAUGUGUUGUGGCCCUAAUGUUUAUUGUGCUAAUUUACUUAUGCCAAUUUUAUGCAAAUGUGUGCAUCUGUGUGCAUUUUCCUUUUCCCCUUUGUUUUUGUUUAGAGAGGGUUUUUUUUUUUACUUAUAAUUGAUAUAAUUUUAGGAGUAGAUGUAAAAUGAAUACAUUAUUGCUUGCCUCUGUUGUUGACAAAUGAAGUGUGAUUGAUACAUGGAAGAAGUGUGGUUGACAGAGAUUAGUAAGUUUGGACAGGUUAUUAUUGAAUUUUCUACAAAACAGAUAGCCACUAAAGUUUAUAUUUAACAGUAUAUGUUUAUUAGCAAGAAGGGGGUAAAUUUUCAAGAGAAUCUUAUUUAUUAGUUAGGUACGGAAGCCUGUAUUGAAGCUCAUUUGGGUACAACUCUGAGUCUUUCAUAUAUUUAUUGACACAUUCAUUUGUAUGCAUUACAUUACAUGAAGUAGAUUUGUGUGUGAGUGGGUGUAUGUGUAAGGAUGUGUUUGCACAUAAGGGUGUGUGGGUGACUGGGUAUGGGUGUGUCCUUAUGCAUCUCCAGUGUUGAAGUCUUUGAAUUACAUUUUUUUCAAUGCUAUUAUAUUGCUAUUCUUUUUAGUUAAAACAGUUUAUUUUACCGGUGCUUAUGGGUGUUCUUUUUUGGCCUGCUUUGAUUCUUGUUUUUAUAUUUAUUUUUUUUUUUGCUUUGCUGUAACAGUCUAUAUGUAUCUCAUGUUUGUACCAGACUUUAAGUCUGUUUAAAAGAUUGUUUUAUUUGUUGACCUUCAAUGCAGCGUUUUUACUCCUGGGGAUAAUCUUUUCGUUUUGUGUGUGUUUCUUUUUAAAAGGGGUGCAUGUAUUCAAGUUUCAGUGCCCUUUAUACAGCUUGCUUUGUUAUUUAUGGAAAUCCUCUUUCAUACAGUAUUCCAUUGUAUCAGGUUGGACGUAUCCUGGAUUUCAUCAUGAUGGGACUGAGUGGGAUGGUUUUACAAGUAAAACAACUUGCUUAAAAGAGGAAGCAUUUGCUAACACCCCCCGCCAAAAAAAAUAUCUAAACAUGCCACAAAUAAAAAAAAGUUAACCAUUUGAUAAAUUGAAGCUUAAAAAAGGAUAGGCAUAAUUCCACAUUUGGUGGGGGAAGGGCUUCUCUACUUUUAGAUUAGUCAAAUACCAAUUUACCAUCAACGUCCAAGUUUUAUCGCACCAGCCUGCAUACUUGGGCUGGGGUCUAUGGAAAAUGCAUGUUAUAGCAUAAUCAGCAAGUCUCUAUAAAUAGGUUGAAAUAUUGACUCCAAAAUUCUGUAAUUUUUAUAGUCUUUCUACAAGGAUUUUAAUACAAAAUGGGUAUAUUGAACUAGUCUUUUUCAUCGCAUGACGGAGAGGGUGGGGUAUUUCAUGAAGGGCAUGGUCAGUGAUUUUCACUGUUAAAAACUACUGAAAUCCUUGCAUUUGAUUGACUGAGAGCAGAUUUGUCAGGGAAAAGUAACUGAUAUUGUAAGAUGCUUUGUGGAAUGCACCUCGGAUGCAAUAUACAAAGAUGAGUUACCGAGUUGGAGAUAAAGUACAUGUAAUAGAAAUAAUGCACAGUGAUUGUCUUGAAAACACAACCAAUAACUUUGUAGGCCUACAUUAUAUCAUGAAGGAAGUAUUUAAUGAUGCUCUUUGGUUAGAUCAUUGCAUAGUUAAUUGGUGCUAGUUCUAUGUAUUUGCCAAUGCUCUCAGCUUCCAUUAUGGUUUGUAUUUUAAGUAUAAUUCAGUCCAUUUGUCUGCGUCUUUCUAGUCUCUUGUCAUUUCAUCUAUUUAAUAAUUUAGUGAUUUGUAUUGUCUCGGUACUGAAAUGGAGCAGCGUGAGUUUUCUACAGCCUGUAAUAAAUUAAUGAUAGCAGCAACUCAUGGAGUAUGUAAACAAUUGUGAUUAUUCAUUAGGGAGAAUGGAAUAUGUAUAUAUUUUUGUUGGAAAUGACAGUUUGUCGAAUAAUAGUAUGUAUUCAGUUCAUUUAGUAUUUAUUCAUUAUAGACAAUUCAUGAUCAUGCCUAGCUCCUUGACUUAUGUUAAUUAUUUAUUAAACAAAAAUGUUUGGCUUAAAACUCAAAGUAGCCUUGAGACAGACUAAUGGGGAAUUGCAAGAAAGUUGCAAUCAAUUGCAAGUGAAGUUCAGGUCACAAAAUCAGUCACAAAUCUGGCAAUUAAUUGCAAAUCCACACUUGAUUACUGGUCUGCUUCUCCACCACUAGUUGUAAAAAUGACUUUGAUGUAGUUACAAUUGAUAUAUUAAUUAUGGAUUAGCAGCAUAAAUUUUCAAUUGAUUACAAACAUUUUCUUGUGAUCUUUCCAUAUUCAGCUCAUCUCAUCUGGUUUACAGUCCUUUUCAGGACUUCACCCACUUUCAAGAAAAGAGUACCACUCAUUUCCUCUUUUCAUCCUUUCUUAUCUUUCCAUUUCAAUCUUUCUGCCUGUAUUUCCUUUCCCUUCUUCACAUUACACAUGGUGAACCGUAAACCUUCUGCACGUUAAAUAUUUUCUUGCAACACCCCCUUAGUGUGAUUUUGACCAUGUUAUUGAAGAAUGUAUUUUCAAUAUAUGAGUAAAGUUAGUCAUAAACAAAUGAUUCAGGUUCAGAUGUCAUAAGAAUCAUGUGCCGUGAUUUGCUACUGUGAACUAUUUAUUAUACAUGUAAUGUCAAUCAAUUCUGUCAGUAUACAUAAGAAUGUUUUCCACAUGCUUAAUAUGUUGCUGUCCUAUUGGUUGAGGUGAAUGGUUUGCCCAUCAAAAGCAAAGGGGAUGUUCUGCUUGUUAACUGAUCUUUAAAUUAAGUUAAUAUAAGGUCACAAUGGACAUCAUCUAGGGUAUUGGCGAAAUGAUAGUUUACCAGUGAAAAUAUACUAAUGAUUAUGAUGAUAAUGAUUAUAUCAAUGUUUGAAAUAAUGAUAAUGAAGAUAUAGGAAUUAAUAUAUGAUGACAAUAAAUGUGAAAAAGUAUUCUAUAAAGCUUUCUGAAAUUCUUCCAUUACGAUUUGUUUGGCACCAGAAUAUCAUGGCGGUGGGGAAGGGGGGGGGGGCUUAAAAAGAGUAAUGAGAUGUUUGAAGACAAGAAAACAACAUUCUCAAAUUAUUUACCCUUUUCACCACAAUAAUUUAUUUCCAACUAAUUUCAUGUAUAAGAGUACAUUGCAAUUACCAAUGUGUAGUUUACACCAUUCAAAAUACUUCAAUAUAUCAGUUAAAAGUUUACAAUAUAAAAUCUGAAUUCAACCUUACAAUAGCCAAAAAUAUAUAGUAUCUAAUUUUCUACAACCAUUAAAUGUAAGGAUGUUAAGUUCAUGAAGCUAUAGGAUUUCAUUUCUUAAGAUGAGGUAAUUGUUGGCUGUACAACAUAAUACAUUUUGUAGAAAAUUUAUAUUUUUUUAUAAUGUAAUAAUGUUUCUCACAUUGAUCUGUGCCAGUUUGCCUUCAUAUUUGUAAAUGGUCGAAUUGUACAAUUUAUAUUUAUCAGAUACAUAAAAUGUACAUUAUUAGACAUUAACUUUUCUUUAUAAUCUUGCUUAACUUGUUGUAUGAACAAAGCAAGUUUACAAAAAAAUAUUAUUAGCCUUUUUUUAACUCAAUAAGUCAUUAUAAUACUAGUGUACAGUGUAUGUAAUAUAAUAUCAAGUAACCAUUCCAGUUGUUUAAUUAUAAAAGAAAUUACAUUUUCUUGUGAAAAUAUCAGUUAAGAUUUAAAAGCUCAACAAAUAUGGAUAUUGAUUUAAUGCUUCUUUAAAUCAAGGCUAAAAAUGAGAGUUGUAUUUAUUAGAGCAAGCAGUAUUAUAUUUCAUUUUUGCAUGUAUAGAAUAGAAGGAAUCUAGUUUUUAAUUCAUAUUUUUUCUAAUAUUUGUUUAUGAUGGGUUCAAGAUCUGAUUGUUAAUGGCACAUCAAACAGAAAUAAAAAUAUUUCAGUAUAGCUUCUUUUUAAAUCGGAUAAUGGCAAUGAAUAAAAUAUGUCUCAUGGACCAAAUAUACAGAAAACUAGAAAUAUGAAUUGAAAAAUAAAGUUUAAUUUGUAACAUACUCCUUACUGUACAUUCAUUCUAAUGAAUAUGACAAUUGUUUGGCACAUCCAAUAGCAAUUUUUUUUCCCUCAUCAGGUUCGAUAAUUUCAAUUUGGUCAGAAUCAAAUUAAAUUGUUAUAUUGUUUCAAGUAUAUAUGCUAAAAACGUACAUGACUAUGCAUUCCUAGAUUUCAAAGGAUUAUUGCUAAAGUAUUGAAAAUGGAUCGUCUUCUAAGGCUUAUGUUUAUUAACAUUUAGUCAUUUACAAUGUAUCAAUUGCAGUUAAAUAGUUUGAAAUAUCAUUCAAACUUUGUUUGAGAAUAUUUACAAUCUUGCCUAGCUUGUUUUUGUGAAUAUUUCAUUUAAAAAGUACUAGAACUCAUUAAAGUAGCCUUUGAGAGAGGAAAAAA